ACUUUUUUCAGCAACUGCGUUCGGUUCAGAUUCUCGGCGGCGCUCCCUCGGUAGACCAAAACAAAAGUGCGAGUACGGGAAUCGGGCGUAUAUAUAGUAUAACCCUUACUGUGGAAAGAAGCGUAUUUUGCGUAAAAAAAAACAAAGCUAUAACAAUGACGAAGCAAUCAAGGCUUGCCUAAAAAACUUUCGCAACGCCACUACACGGUAAAGAAGAAGAAGCAGCACGAGCGAAGAGAGGCAAUGACGUAGAGAACACACCAAACCAGAUUUUCACCUAGCUCAAAAGCUUAGUGCCAAGUUCAGUGCCAAGCACCCAAAAGAGAAAGAAGAGCGAGCGAGCGAAAGCUUGAGAUUGGACGUGGAGCUUUUCGCAAAGGCACCUAAAAACGCGGAGACGAGAAAUAAAUAAUGAGAAACGAAACAUCAGCCAGUGAAACAACACCGCUGCGGCGGCCGGAGACCGAAUCACCCGAUAACGUGGCCCAAAACAACCGACAGACAACCGUUAACUUGGUUAACAGCAACAGUAGCAACCACAAUAACAACAAUAACUACGGGGAUUCGGUGGAGGUGCGUUUGCAAGAGGGAGACAGCACACAUCAGCAACAACAACAAGAACUUCCUGCCACCAUGGAUACCAAUAAACGAAUUCUUUGCCGCGUGGGCUUGGAUGUUUUAAUAUUGCUUUGUGCUGGCUUUCCCAUACUGCUCUUCUUCCUGCUCGGCGAUCCCUACAAGCGGGGGUUCUUCUGCGACGACGAGAGUCUGAAGCACCCGUUUCACGACUCCACGGUCCGGAAUUGGAUGCUGUACUUCAUUGGAGCGGUGAUUCCAGUUGGCGUGAUCGUCGCCGUAGAGGUGAUAAUUUCCCAGAACAAGGCCAAGCAGGACAACGGCAAUGCCACCAGCCGGAGGUACGUCUUCAUGAACUACGACCUGCCCGACUGGCUGAUCGAGUGCUACAAGAAGGUCGGCAUCUACGCAUUCGGCGCGGUGGUCAGCCAGUUGACCACGGACAUAGCCAAGUACUCCAUCGGCCGGCUGCGUCCCCAUUUCAUCGCGGUGUGCCAGCCCCAGAUGCCGGACGGCACCACCUGCGACGAUGCCAGCAACCUGGGCAAGUACAUCAUGGACUUCAAGUGCAAGGGAGAGGGCUCGUCGGCGCGCAUGCUCAAAGAAAUGCGCCUCUCCUUCCCCAGCGGCCACUCCAGCUUCACCUUCUUCGCCAUGGUCUAUCUGGCGCUCUACCUGCAGGCACGCAUGACCUGGCGUGGCUCCAAGCUGCUGCGUCACCUUCUCCAGUUCUUGUUCAUCAUGGUGGCCUGGUACACGGCUCUUUCCCGAGUGUCCGACUACAAACACCAUUGGUCCGACGUGCUGGCAGGAUCGCUCAUUGGCUCCAUCUGCGCCUUGGUGGUGGCCAACUACGUCUCUGACUUGUUUCAAAAGGACAACAAAAAGCCCUACUUGGCGCGAACAGUGCAAGACAUGAAUGCACCACCGGCGCAGGGAAUUACGAUUACCACAAACUAACCCGGAGGAGGAGUGCUCCAUGGUUACCACAAGCUCCACAAUUUAUAGUCGAAGCUGGAACCUUCAGCUGAGAAUUCUUUCUGAUUUCUUGAUCGAGACAAUGAAGCAAAGCUUCGCGUGACUCAUUUUAAUUUAUUCCUGUACUUGCAUUUUAUGAGCUCUGUUUGAGUUUGUGUGCGUGUUAGUUGCAAGUGCACUUAAGUGUCUUUCUUAGUUCUAAGCUAGAGCAAUUGAGCGAUGUCUUUAGGAUGUCAAUUAGUGUAUUAUAUACUACGAUUUUAAGGUGACGUUACUAUUUCCGCAAAAUAAGUGACCUUCGAAACAGAGAUGCACAAAAGAGAAUGGCAGCAAUAAGUAUUAUGUAGCUUAAGGAUAAGCCUUGGAUACGAAGAGAUAUUUAAUUACUUUUUAAGAAGACCAUUAAAUACAAAUUCAAAUUGUAUCAGAA
Molecule: messenger RNA, 1984 nt
Organism: Drosophila ficusphila
Lineage: Eukaryota; Metazoa; Arthropoda; Insecta; Diptera; Drosophilidae
Product: putative phosphatidate phosphatase
Exons: 7
Coding region: 412-1536 (374 amino acids)
Biological process (GO): phospholipid metabolic process; phospholipid dephosphorylation; signal transduction
Molecular function (GO): phosphatidate phosphatase activity
Source: RefSeq, a predicted model, not a curated record